CCCGCACCGGUAGGAAGUUCAUUUCCGAAGUCCCCCAGAGUAACCGGGGAUGGAAGGAAAAGUUUGUUUUCAUCGAGUUUCCCCCCUUCUUCACUCCUCUGGCCGGUCUGAAAUGGAAUGACCAUCUCCUCGACCAAGAGUAUGCUGCACCGGCCUCCUCCCCAGACUUGGAAGCUAGUCUCGAGAUCCUCAUGCGUGGGGAUCCUCAAACCGGGAGGAUCUUCCAUCAAGGCAGCUGGGUUUGGAGGGUAGAUUCGGGUGGUGAGGGUACCUCCCAGGCCCAGGAAGCAGCGGGGCGCGGGGUACCCUCCCCGGGCAACACUGCAGAGGCUGAGGGCCAGAACCACCCAGAUAUGGAGUUUGAGGAGUUCGCCAUCCCUGACGACCAACCAGCCGGGGAGACCGGGGGCUCCCAAGCCAAUCCUGCCAGGACUUUCCCGGUCAAUCCAGAGACCGUGGAAAUCCUGGAUGAAGACGAGCCCCAAGACAACCGGUCUAAGCGGAAGGAGAAGGAAAAGGCCGGUCGCCGGGUGAAGAAGGUGGCCACCACGCACCCUUCCUAUGCCAAGAAGAGGGCAAGGUCAGAUCCUGAGCCGGCCGGCCAGACCAUCGAGGAGGCCUUCAUCAAUCUCGGGCUGAGGCUGAGGCUGAAGGAGGCGGGGGAGAUUGGGCCGCAUACAGUGGACCGGUUGGGGAUGAGUUCCCCUUCCGAAGUCGACCGGCUGAAGAGGGAGAAAGAAGAGAUGGCACUCAUCCUGAGGAGCCAAGCUGAUGAGCUGAUCCGGCUGUCUGGGCUGGCCGGGGCAAUAAAGACUGAGAUCUCCCAACUGAAGGAGGAGAAUGGCCGGCUUCUGGACGAAGUCUCUGAAGCCAAGAGGGAAGUGGCGGAGAAGGAAGAAACCUUCCCCGGGCGCGUAGCUGCCUGGGUGGGAGAGAAUAAGGCUGAAGCUGCCCGGGUGAUGACGGCUAGCCCGGAAGCGACCAUGGAAUCCUUUAGGCUUUUGUACCGGGAGCCUGAAGGAAAGAAGAUGAUUACCGCUAUUGGGUCCUUCGGAUUCAAGAGUGGUCAGAAGAAGGACCGGGCUGCCUGCCACCGGAUUUUGAAGAAAAGAGACCCAGAGUUCUCCGCAGCUUCUUACGGCCUGGCAUCCAUCCCGGAGGAAGAGCCUACUCCCCCUUUCCCCCUAGAUUAAGAACUACAAGGCCUUGACUGGUUGCUUUGUAAACUUAAAACUCAUUUCCCCGGGAAUGCCCGGUGUAAAUGUAAAACAUUUAACAUUCUUAUUUCGUUUGAAUGCCAUGUUUUCUUUUCGUACCAGUUAAUCUUCCACGUCUGAUUGCUUGUUGAUUUAUUUUUUUGAUCUUGCUGCUUAGAAUACCAUCAUAGAAAUUCUGACCGGUACAUAAAUUAGGUCACUUCUC
Molecule: messenger RNA, 1422 nt
Organism: Cuscuta campestris
Lineage: Eukaryota; Viridiplantae; Streptophyta; Magnoliopsida; Solanales; Convolvulaceae
Source: the annotation of a GenBank genome assembly